Molecule: messenger RNA, 1835 nt
Organism: Plodia interpunctella (Indianmeal moth)
Lineage: Eukaryota; Metazoa; Arthropoda; Insecta; Lepidoptera; Pyralidae
Exons: 4
Coding region: 145-1506 (453 amino acids)
Source: RefSeq, a predicted model, not a curated record
GAGCGUUUCGCGUCAGUCCGCGAGCGGCGGCGCGCUGGCAACCUCCGCCCGCAGCACACAACUCCCCCCCUCCCGCGGCCGGCACCCGCCUUCAGGCGCAGGCGCAGUCGGCGCAGGCGGGGCCGGCGAGCGGCGCGCGCUCGCAUGGCGCUGCUGUACCGCGCCACGCGGCUCAAAGACCGCGCCGACACCCACGUGUUCACGUUUGUGGUGACGCGCUCUGCCACGCGCGAGCCCGACCGUGACGUCACCUCCAAAGACUUCUGCUGCGCGCAUCAGCGAUGGGCGGUAGCCUUCAGCCGCUCCGAUGCCUCACUAGGUGUAUUCCUAGUAUGGCGUGGCGCUUGCGACGGUAUGCGUAUAUACGUCGACUUUACCUUCACACUACUGAGUAGGGAUCACUUCACCGCCAAUGAAAGCUUCUCGGGCAAGCAGGUGCGGUUCAUCGCGGGCAACGCGGCACAUGGCCGCGGCCGUUGCGUCUCACUCGCCGAGCUCACCUCCAAGUUCGCAGACGCUCGUGGCGAGUUCCAACUCGAGCUUAGCAUGUCCAAAGUGCGCACUCUAUACUCGUGCGAGCUGCGGGCCCCGCGACUCGACACGCCGCCCAUAGCCUUCGCCGGCUUCGACUGGUCGGUGUCAGCCUCUGGCGGCAACAACAAGGACCCACUUACACUUCGACUACUCCGUCUAUCGGGCGAAGGCCAGAAGUGCCGAGUGCGCUAUGCCCUCGCUCUUGGAGAGGGAGAAAGACGGCUGCACUCCGGCCCUCUUGAAUAUGUGUGCGACGCUGAUGGCCGCACCCCUCCCUGGACCCCUCGGCCGCCUUCUCGUCUUCCGAGUAAAGGAGUGCGUCUGACAGUAGAACUGGUGUGGGCGAGAGCGCUGGCCGAGCUGGCUGUCCCAGCGGCCGGCCGCGCCGCCACGUGCUACGACCGGGACAAGCAAGCCUGGUCAAUCCGCUGUGACAUGCACUCUGAAUCUGUACGACUUCAUAUGCUUUAUAGAGAUGUGCAUCAUGUGCCGCGCAAUCACCUACGUUAUGUAAGCUGGUCUGCUUGGCUAGUGCGCGCGAACCCAGCUCCUGGAGAGCCAGAUGCCGAAGAAUUGCCAGGUGCCCCCUUCGAGCAUUACUACGCACAGGAGAGCGCGGAUGAGGGGCUCAUGAUGGAGACUUCACUUCGAGUGGAAGAUGUUUCGCGGCCGGGAUGUCCUUUUCUUCAUCCCGGCGGUGAGCUUCGGGUUCGCCUGGAAUGGGGCGACACCUACUUACUCUUCCAAGCUACUUAUCAUGUCUAUGACGAUCUCUGUCGUCUACAAGGACAUCAAAUGAGACGUGAAAUAGCCGCUUUGCAGGCUGAAAACUAUUCCCUGGAGAGGCAACUGUUCAGCUAUCAGAAGAGCCUGGCGUACGCCCAGACGCAGGUGGGCGAGCCGACCGCAACCGAUGCCGGCCGAAGGUCCCCCGCCGAGCGUUCGCUAUCAACCGAUACGGAGUACGCGUGAGGAAACAGUUCAACCAAUGGCUGCCUUCAACAACGCCACUCCACUCUUCUAUCUUUCGACUGACUCUGACAUUUUUGAGCGAUUUAUCUAUUUUUCUAGACGUUUUAUGGCGAGGUGCGCCUCGUCCGCACUGCUUCUCGCCGGUCGCCUGCACUCUCGCCGCUCGAUCUAUCGAUAGCCGAUUAUUAUACUUGACUACUUUUCUAUUUAUCUGUACAUAAAAUAUAUUUAGAUAUUAUAUAUUAUGUAUAUUUCUUAACUUGAAUCUCGAAUUCAUAUACUGCAACAGUCGAUUUAUGAAUAAAAGUCCGAUAAAUAUAUUACCUAAG